UGUAACAAUGAAGCUGAGCUGCACUGAAGUACCUCUUUAUGGACAGAUGACUGUAUAUGCAAAGUUUGACAAAGAUAUUUACCUCCCAGAAGAUGCUGAAUGUUACUUUGUUUACAAUGGAUCCACUCAGAGACAUAUAACGUUUGCUGAACGAAUUAAUGGUAGUGCUCUUCAGUCCAUCAUUCCAGGCCAUGGAUGCCAAGAAACAGUUUCAGUCUCUGUGGUCAUGUACACGAAGGGAUAUUCACCUGUGACCCUGGGCUGCUGUUAUGUCACUUACAAACAGAAUCUGUCUUGCAAGUUAUCUCAUUUUCUGGUUAGCCACUUUGACUGCGUCACUUCUACUAGUCACCAGACACUACUCAAUAAGUUUGGGCUAACUGUGGAAGAUUUGCAGUCACUGGAUCAUGAUAUGAUGCUGGCCAUAGCUCAUGAAGAGCUGCCACCUACAUGGAACGUCCUUGGAAAUUGUUCAGAAGACGAGUCUAAUCGCAAAGAAACGCUGCUUCAUCUCACAGUAAGAUUGGGCUUGGUUAAACUCUCGCAAUUCCUGUUAUCUCAGCCUGGUGGGCCAUUGGCAUUAGCUUUACCUAAUGAAGCUGGAGCAACACCAUUAGAUUUGGCUUCACAGAAUGGACACUCCAGACUUGUUGAAAUCUUAAUGAAUUUUCAGGGCAGUCAUUCGUUUGACAUUUCUAGAGCUGAGAUCAGUGAGUGUGCUUUCCUACAGUUUGUUCAUUCAUCAGGAACUCUGACACUGACAUUUAAUCACACCGCAGAACGUUUGCUGGAGUCUGACAUUAAGCUCUUCAGGAAAUACUUCUGGGAUAGAACCUUUCUUUACAAGAUCCCAUGAACUUGGCAUCUGAUGAACCAGCAUCUGGAAGUGAAGAUGUGAAGCCUUUCAGAGAUCCUGUGGUUCC
Messenger RNA from Trachemys scripta elegans, 923 nucleotides. Its product is annotated as rho guanine nucleotide exchange factor 28-like. Bases 8 to 856 code for a protein of 282 amino acids. The record is from RefSeq and is a predicted model, not a curated record. Gene Ontology annotation, molecular function: protein binding. Gene Ontology annotation, biological process: cell morphogenesis; regulation of Rho protein signal transduction. NCBI's taxonomy places the organism in Eukaryota, Metazoa, Chordata, Testudines, Emydidae. The transcript is spliced from 7 exons.